Molecule: messenger RNA, 1348 nt
Organism: Gracilinanus agilis (Agile Gracile Mouse Opossum)
Lineage: Eukaryota; Metazoa; Chordata; Mammalia; Didelphimorphia; Didelphidae
Gene: HTATIP2
Product: HIV-1 Tat interactive protein 2
Exons: 6
Coding region: 1-846 (281 amino acids)
Biological process (GO): import into nucleus
Cellular component (GO): cytoplasm
Molecular function (GO): NAD binding; oxidoreductase activity, acting on the aldehyde or oxo group of donors, NAD or NADP as acceptor
Source: RefSeq, a predicted model, not a curated record
AUGUCGCAGGGCACAGGGAUGGGGUUGAGCCUGGUCGCGCUAUUGCUGCUUCCCUUGGUGCUGCUUCUGCCUUACCUGUCCCUGAACCGCCCGGAGGAGGAGUGGCCCGGUUCCAGCGUGAUGGAGACAGGAACCCUGCAGAAGUUUCUGGAAGACUUCAGGAUGCAGAAUAAAUCUGUGUUCAUUCUGGGGGCCACAGGAGAAACUGGCCAAGUACUCCUCAGGGAAAUCCUGAAAAGGAACCUGUUUUCUAAGGUCACCCUCAUUGGGCGAAGGAAGAUAGAGUUUGAAGAGGAAGCUUACAAAAAUGUGCAUCAAGAAGUGGUGGAUUUUGAAAAGCUUGAUGAAUAUGCCUCAACUUUCCAAGACCAUGAUGUUGGAUUUUGUUGCCUGGGGACUACCAGAAGUAAAGCUGGUGCGGAUGGAUUUGUUCGUGUUGACCGGGAUUAUGUGUUGAAGUCUGCAGAGUUGGCAAAAGCUGGAGGUUGCAAACAUUUCAACUUACUUUCAUCUAAAGGAGCUGACAAGUCAAGCAGUUUUUUGUAUUUGCAAGUUAAGGGUGAAGUAGAAGCCAAAGUUGAAGAGUUGAACUUUGACCGCUACACCAUUUUUAGACCUGCAGUCUUAUUGUGUAACAGAAAAGAAUCCCGCCCAGCUGAGUGGUUGACCAGAAAAUUCCUUGGUUCACUACCAACCUCAUGGGCCAAAGAUUAUUCUGUACCUGUUAUAACUGUUGUCAGAGCAAUGAUUAAUAACCUAGUGACCCCAAGUGACAAGAAGAUGGAGUUGCUGGACAACCAGGCUAUCCAUAAUCUUGGAAAAGCAGAAGACCUUAAUCAGCCCUGAUCACACUGGGGAAAAAAAUGCCUUUUCUUCCCAAAUGCCUUUGAUUCUCCUAUCAUAAACACGUUUACACUUUCAAGACAGUGGCAAUACAGGGCUAUUUAGUUUACUAACCACUUAAAUAUAAUAUAUAUGAUAUAAUAUAGGGUAUUAUAUUAUAUAAUGUAAUGUAAUAAAAUUUGAGGCUUCUUGGUGGAAUAAUUAAUAGAACACUGAAUUUGGAGUCCAGAAAACUUGAGUUUAAAUCCUACCCUACACACCAACUAUGUCCUGAACAAAUCACUUAAACCUCCUUCAGGUUUAGAUUCCUUAUCUGGAAAAUGAUUGUUAGAAAUAAUGGCACUUACCUAACAGGGUUGUUUUAAGGAUCUAAUGAAAAGCUCUUUGCAAAACAUUCAUAGUAGUGCAUGCUUAUAUAAAUGCAUAUUUGCUAAAUUAUUUAUUCCCCCCAAAAGUUAACCUAUUUCAGUUAUUCCCAACUUUUUAAAGUGUCAUAUUUCAUGAA